This is a messenger RNA of Balearica regulorum gibbericeps (East African grey crowned-crane), 1089 nucleotides long. The record is from RefSeq and is a predicted model, not a curated record. Lineage: Eukaryota; Metazoa; Chordata; Aves; Gruiformes; Gruidae.
GUCAACUGCAACGGCUUCACAAUUGAGGAUGAAGAACUCUCUCAUCUGGGAUCAGCCAUAUUUCCUGAUGUUGCAUUGAUGAACCAUAGCUGUUGCCCAAAUGUGAUUGUAACGUACAAGGGGACCUUGGCUGAAGUCAGAGCUGUUAAAGAGAUUGAGCCUGGAGAAGAGGUUUUUACCAGCUAUAUUGACUUGUUGUAUCCCACAGAAGACAGAAAUGACCGGUUAAGAGACUCGUAUUUCUUUGAUUGUGAUUGCAGGGAGUGCAUUACGAAAGAAAAGGAUAAAGAGAAACUGGAAAUCCGCAAGCUGAAUGAUCCUCCAUCAGCAGAGACAGUACGGGACAUGAUCAAAUAUGCCAGAAAUGUGAUUGAGGAAUUCAGGCGAGCCAAACACUACAAAUCUCCUAGUGAAUUACUGGAGAUCUGUGAGUUCAGCCUGGACAAGAUGGGUGCAGUGUUUGAAGACAGUAAUGUUUAUAUGUUACAUAUGAUGUACCAGGCCAUGGGUGUCUGUCUCUACGUGCAGGACUGGGAAGGUGCACUGCGUUAUGGGCAAAAAAUUAUCAGACCGUACAGUAAACAUUAUCCCUCCUACUCGCUGAACGUUGCCUCCAUGUGGCUGAAAUUAGGGAGACUCUACAUGGCACUGGAGAACAGGACGGCUGGAGUUAAUGCCCUGAAGAGGGCAAUUGCUAUCAUGGAAGUAGCACACGGGAAAGAUCAUCCAUACAUUUCAGAGAUCAAAAAGGAAUUAGAGGACCACUGAGCCUUUGAAUCUAUGCAAUCCUUCAAACCUUUAUUUAAAAAGCCUUGUUAUGGAAACCUUCAGGAGCGCUUUGAUAAGCGGUAGAGUAUGAACACAGUUCUGUCCUGUAAUUGGAAUGACAAACACACUUAGGCCUUGCAAAAUGUUCCUACCUUCCACACAGCUACAAUUGCCUUUAUUUUUUACGGAAGCAUCCAUGGUUUCUUAAAGGUUAUGCCUUUUGACAGCUCAUGUGCAAAAAAUAGCCAUUUUUUUUGUUCAUGGAUUUUAAUGUUUAUCUUAUUUGUGUAAAGUAAAUAAAGUGGUCUUGACCUCUCUUGA